AUGGUACGUAAAGGAGCGCAGAAGAUCAGCAGACAUAAAAAGAAGUACUGGCGAAAGGGCAUCGACGUGCAUGAUGUGGAGGAGUACCUUGAAGAUGUUCGCAAAGAAGAACAGCAGUUCGGCGGCCGGCUAGCCGAGAAAAAGGAUGUCGAAUUGUUUUCCCUUAGCAAAAGGCCGGAUCGCGGUCUUAUGUUGCUAAAAUGCUUCAAAUCGCGGAAGGACCAGGCCAAGGAUGUUUCGUUAAAGCGGUUCCAGGAGCCGAAGCCUAAGCAGAAAGCUGCUGUACGUAUGACGACCUCAUCCUCUUCGCGUCAGGUGGCCAAGCUAGCGCCGACCCCAGAAGAAGAACCUCAGCCACUUCCGGGCUACUCCGUCAAAUUUUACGACAUUUGGAGCAGUAAGGAUCCUACUCCAGCGGACAAAAUUCAAGACCCGGAGUUAAAAGAAUACUAUCUUCGAGAGACUCGGAAGAAGAAGAAACCAUUGCCGAAAACUGUCGGUGUCAACGAAAGUUUGCGACCAAACUUGGAAUUUCCUAAAGCAGGGAUUUCGUACAAUCCUUCACCUGAAGAUCACAAAAAAUUACUGGAAGAAGCAGCCCAGAGAGAAUUGGAGAAGUUGAAGCGGCAAGAAAAACUGGAACGAUCACUUUUCGUCAACAAGGACAGCAUCAUCACCCCGGAAGAGAAACUAAAGGAACUGUGCGAAGGUCUUUUUCCAGCGGAGGAGGAGGAUACCGGAGCAAACGAUGAAGAGACGAACACCCUGCUGACCAACAUUCGUCCGAAACCUAAAACGAGUCAGAAACGGAAGCGGAUGAUAAAGCAGAAGCAAAUCGAAAGAGCUAGACGGGAAGAAAAGAGGAAGAAGGCUCUUCUUAACGACGUUUAUAGACUGCGUUCAAUCAAGGCUGAAAUCAAGAAAGAACAAGAACUGAGUUUAAAAAAGAGCAUGCUCAAAGUGAAGAAAAAGUACGAACGACUGAAGCACCCGCAUCGCUUGGGUAGGCUUAAGUUCGAACCGUCGGAUGAGCCGGUUUUGUUGCCAGACGAAGUGCCUCAUAGUCUGCGGCAAUUACGAGUAACCGGUGAUAUAAUGGAAGAGCGAUUCAAAAGCUGGCAAGUUCGAAACAUACUUGAAGCUCAAGUUCGACACAAGAGGACAAGGAAAUUCAAGCUCAUUCGCUAUGAAAGGAAAGAUUUCAAGGAAGUGACAGCAGACUACAUUCCGAGAUAA
Messenger RNA from Soboliphyme baturini, 1236 nucleotides. Lineage: Eukaryota; Metazoa; Nematoda; Enoplea; Dioctophymatida; Soboliphymatidae. The record is from the annotation of a GenBank genome assembly.